Camellia sinensis is the source of this 512-nucleotide messenger RNA. Lineage: Eukaryota; Viridiplantae; Streptophyta; Magnoliopsida; Ericales; Theaceae. The record is from RefSeq and is a predicted model, not a curated record.
UUAAAUAUAAUUUGUAUAUUUAUAGAUGGAUGGAAAUAAUUCCGAUGACAAUGAGAACACCAAAAUGUGGACGCCCAGAAUUGAAACGAAAUUAAUAAAUAUGUUGAGAGAUGAGGUUAGAAACAAUCAAACAACGGGCCGUACUACUUCGUGGACAAUUAGGCAUUGGAAUCAUUAUGCAAAUCAGUUGCACAACAUAUAUGGAUUUCGGUAUACAGGUGUUAAGGUGCGCCAAAAAUAUCAGCGCUUGAAAGCUGAUUACCAGACAUUCAAGCGACUCCAGGCACAGACUGGUCUGGGAUGGGAUCCUAUUAUAGGCACUGUUGUUGCACCCGAUGAAUUUUGGGAUAAGGCUAGCAGAAAUGUGAAGAAGUUUAGGACAAAAGGGUUUGAAUAUUUUUAGGAAAUGGCAGAAAUUGUUGAAAAUUGUUGUGCUACAGGGGCCCUGUCUCGUGCAUCCACACAAGGACCCCUUGACUCAGAAGAAGAAGACGACAUGUUAAAUAAAUAUU